AAGUUUGCUGCGAAGCUUGCCAUGUUGUCUCCGGACGUCGCGUAAACAAAAACAUCAAAAGACAAUUUCUUUCAAUUUUCCCCAAUAAAAAGGGUAUUGAGCAACCGGAAGUGAUAGUAUCUUGUAGAAAAAAAUCUGUUUAGUGUCCUGAAAAAGUGAAAAGUGAGAUGGAGUGUCUGAAUAUCCUAGAAAGGUGCCGAGGGUGUCAAAUCAAGACUCAGAAGGAGUCUCAGAUAUUUAUCUUUGCCACCCACAAUCUCUCGGAUAUUUUCCAAGAAACCACAUCCCUGGAUAUUCACCAGAAUGAUGGACUGCCCGAAGUUCUCUGUUUUAAUUGCUACAAUCGCCUUCUGGAGGCUUACAAUUUCCGCCAAAUGUGCACCACCACUGCCCUCCAUUUCCAGCAAAUCCUUGCUCUGGGUGUCCCUGAGCAAAAAUACACACCUCCCGAGGUGCUAUGUGAUCCCCUGAUGGUCACAAAGUCCGAUCCGGACGAUGACGAUAUGUCAAAUUUUUCCAAUACAGAAAGUCCUCCGGAAGAGAAAUAUUCUCCUCCAGAGAACAAAUACACUCCUCCUGUGGCUACUGAAUCUUCUUCACUGGCCAAGGAUAUUGAGCCAAUAAAAGAGGAUCAAACGGAUCCAGAUUAUGUCUUACCGAAGAAGAGAGGGAGGAAGCCUGGCAAGAAGCUGGGAGAGAAUUCAGAAAAGCCCUACAGAUCUCAUAAAAAGAAGAAACCUCUUCUUCCUGGAGAGGUUGAGAAGCCAGUUAAGCGCCGAGAGCCACCCACUUUGGAGUGCAGCUAUUGCCAUUUGAAGUACUGGCUCAAGGAACGACUGGAAGCGCACAUGAGGAUUAAGCAUCAGGGCUUGAAAAUGGCUUCUCAGUGUAAGAUCUGUUUGAAGGAAUUUACGAGAGUAGAUUCCCUGAAGGGGCACAUGGCCACUAAGCAUGGUAAAAAGAGGGCUUUCCCAUGCAAAGAACCGAAUUGUGACAGACACUAUGCAACUGAAGAGGGUUUGCAGAAUCACGUGAAGAUCUGGCAUGAUCCAGAGAAUCCAAGGGAGCCGAAACCCAGGCAUAUCCUUCCCUAUAAUUAUAUAUGCGAAGUAUGUGGAAAGGCGUUUCAGUGCCCGGCCUAUCUCAAGAAGCAUAGCUAUUCUCACGGAGCUCCAAGACCUUUUGCGUGCACCCAAUGUCCAAGACGAUUUAACACGAAAGACAAGCUGAAUGUGCAUAUUUUACGUCACGAAGGGAUUAAGAAUCACGUUUGCACAGUUUGCGGUCUCCGGAAGGUAACAGCACGUGAAUUGAGGAUUCACAUGAACACGCACACGAGAGAAAUUCUCUGGCCCUGUGAAUUUUGUGAUUUCAAAUCCACCACUCAAGCAAAUGUGAAGCGUCACAUCAAGGUGGUUCACCAGGGUGUAAAGGAUUUCCAAUGUCCGCACUGUGAGAGAUCUUUCGCCAAAGCAGAGACUCUGAAGCACCAUGUGAUGACUCAUACGGGAGAAAAGCCUCAUGCUUGCAGAGAAUGUGGCAAGAGAUUUAUUCAACCAACAGCACUAAAUACUCACAUGAAGACUCACUUCAAGUCCAAGUGACUCCCAAUUCCCAAUCCUUCCACGUAGAGAGAGAGAGAGCAACCCCGCAAAUUUUUCUUCAUUAUCUACAAAAUAUAAUUUAUUCCUCUUUCAAAAGCA
Phlebotomus papatasi is the source of this 1703-nucleotide messenger RNA. RefSeq names its product gastrula zinc finger protein XlCGF46.1-like. Bases 168 to 1604 code for a protein of 478 amino acids. Gene Ontology annotation, biological process: regulation of transcription by RNA polymerase II. Lineage: Eukaryota; Metazoa; Arthropoda; Insecta; Diptera; Psychodidae. The record is from RefSeq and is a predicted model, not a curated record. The transcript has 4 exons. Gene Ontology annotation, cellular component: nucleus. Gene Ontology annotation, molecular function: DNA-binding transcription factor activity, RNA polymerase II-specific; zinc ion binding; RNA polymerase II transcription regulatory region sequence-specific DNA binding.